This is a messenger RNA of Condylura cristata (star-nosed mole), 1187 nucleotides long. It is a transcript of the gene FUNDC1, whose product is annotated as FUN14 domain containing 1. Bases 164 to 631 code for a protein of 155 amino acids. The record is from RefSeq and is a predicted model, not a curated record. NCBI's taxonomy places the organism in Eukaryota, Metazoa, Chordata, Mammalia, Eulipotyphla, Talpidae. Gene Ontology annotation, biological process: autophagy of mitochondrion. The transcript has 5 exons. Gene Ontology annotation, cellular component: mitochondrial outer membrane.
AGCUCCGCGCUGAGAGGAGAGGCGUGUACUGGGCUACGCGCCGGAGAAGGAGGAGGAAAAAAGGGACCAUAGACUUAUACGUAGAGGCCUAGAGAGGCUCUUAAAGUAGUGGGAACAGGAGGGCGGCCGGGUACCACCUUCAGAGCUGGCCGCCGGCGGUAUCAUGGCCACCCGGAAUCCCCCUCCCCAAGAAUAUGAAAGUGAUGAUGAUUCUUAUGAAGUGCUGGAUUUAACUGAGUAUGCAAGAAGACACCAUUGGUGGAAUCGAGUGUUUGGCCACAGCUCUGGACCCAUGGUAGAAAAAUACUCUGUAGCUACCCAGAUUGUAAUGGGCGGAGUAACUGGCUGGUGUGCAGGAUUUUUGUUCCAGAAAGUUGGAAAACUUGCAGCAACUGCAGUGGGUGGUGGCUUUCUUCUCCUUCAGAUUGCCAGUCACAGUGGCUAUGUGCAGAUUGAUUGGAAGAGAGUUGAAAAAGAUGUAAAUAAAGCAAAAAGACAGAUUAAGAAACGAGCAAAUAAAGCUGCACCUGAAAUUAACAACAUAAUUGAAGAAGCAACAGAAUUUAUCAAACAGAACAUUGUAAUAUCCAGUGGCUUUGUGGGAGGUUUUUUGCUCGGCCUUGCAUCUUAAGGACAUGAAUGUUCUGUCACCAUGGAGUCAUAUGAGAGAAGAGGAAUGAUGAUGUCUAGGUGGUCUCUCAACAUUGCACGCUGCCACAUUCUCCAGGGAGGCGAAAAUCAAUUAUAGCUGGACUGUAUCAACUCACAAAUUAGCAUUUUGCCAUCUGAAACUUGGCAAUCUCCAGUAUCUGCUAUAAAUUAUCUAGUUAGUAUGUGCACAAUAGUAUUCCUGAGCAAAACAUGGCUUUCAUUAUUUUUUUUAAAUUUGCAUUUCUUUAGAAAUUAGCAUAUAAAAUAUCACCUUUGGAUGUAGAUAUGGUAAGAAAAAAACCCUGCUGGUUGUAUUCCCCAGUGGAAUAUUAUCUUUGUUUUAUUUAAAUAAGAUGUUCUUCAUUGUGCUUUAUAAUAUAUUGCCAAUAAUUAAAAAUUUGUAUUGUAGCUUCAACAUUAGGGCCGUCUCUUCUUUUUUUUUAAAGAUGUAUUUGCAGUAAACUGAAGAACUGUUAUGCCCUUUUGUGGAAGGAUUUAGAAAUGAUAGCAUUAUUAAAGAUAUUCAACAGAUUUCA